Molecule: messenger RNA, 855 nt
Organism: Rotaria sp. Silwood1
Lineage: Eukaryota; Metazoa; Rotifera; Eurotatoria; Philodinida; Philodinidae
Source: the annotation of a GenBank genome assembly
AUGCCUUCUGAGAAUCAUCAAAACUUUUCGUUUCCCAGCGAAUCGCCUCUUGUUCGAGCCUAUCUAGAUGUUGUCCGUGAUACUGUCUGUGGCUUAACACUUCGCAGUCAAGAACGUGCAGUUGAUGGUGAUCGUAAUCAUAUACGUCCAUUGAAUAUUGAUCAACGAAUAAAAGGUUUAGAUUGGCCUUUAAUUGGUAUUACUAUGGUUGGACAAAAACGAUUGAUAAAUAUAGAAUGGUCAUUAAGAUUGGUUAUUGCAAAUGAAAUUCCAGGUGAUUUCAUUGAAUGUGGUGUUUGGAGAGGUGGAAGUUCAAUAUUUGCUCGUGCUGUAUUUAAAGCAUUGAAUAUUAAUGAUAGACAUGUUUGGUUAGCUGAUUCAUUUCAAGGUUUACCAAAAGCAAGAACAACGAAUGAUAAUGAUCAUUGGUCAAAACAAGAAUAUUUGAAAGUUUCACUUGAAGAAGUUCAAAUAAAUUUUCAUUCAUUUAAUUUACUUGAUAAUCAAGUGCAUUUUUGUAAAGGAUAUUUUGUUGAUUCUCUUCCUCGGUGUAAUGUCUCUCGUAUAGCUGUUCUUCGAAUGGAUGGUGAUAUGUAUGAAUCAACUAUGGAUCAAUUAUUCAAUUUAUAUUCAAAGGUACAAGUUGGUGGUGUUAUCAUUGUUGAUGAUUAUAUAAUUCCAGAAUGUAAUAGGGCUGUACAUGAUUUUCGUCGUUGGCAUCAGAUAACAGAGGAGAUUCGAUCUAUAUCUGGUGAUCAACCAGGUCAUUAUUGGAUAAAGAAAAAAUCUAUUGAAGUACAAAUGGAUCGAUACCAACCAUUACUGAUCUCCGCGACUAAAGAUACUCAGUCAUAA